GGGCCUGUGCUGCCCUGACAGCAGCCAGGGUGGGUGUCAUUGGCCCCCUGCCUCUUACCUCCAAUCUUCUCCCCUUCCCUAGGGAGGGAGGGUCUGUUCCGGUGUUGCUACAUUGGAAAGCAGGGGCCUUGCUGACCAGCUUUGACUGAGCUGUUGCAAUUCAGCAGCCAGGGCUGCUGCGUGGGGGGCUGGGGCUGGAUCUGAGUUGAGCCCGGGGGGGGGGCAGUCCUAUGCCCAGGCUGCUGCCAUGGCCAGCUCUGAGUAACCUGAAGCCCAGGACAGCUAGAGUCCAUCACCAGACUCCUCUCCUUUUGUAUGUGCCCUCCUGCAUGCCUCCAGGCUCCAUGGCUCUCUUGUUGAUAGGCCAUGUUAGUAAGGCUGUGCCUCUAUGCCUCUGUAGAGGCCAGCUCUGGCCCUAGGUCUCCCAGUCUUGGUGCCCAGCAAUCCGGGCUGAAGGGGGUCCAGGUCAUCAGGAAUCCUUGUGUGGGAAGUGGAGCACAUGCUGGCUCUGCUCUGGAGCAGCCUCUGCUUCUCAGGAUCAAUGUUUGGUGGUCAGAAAGUGCCAAGUGUGAAAUGCAGCCAGGUCCUGUGGCCGGAAGGGCAGAGGCUAUUUUAGGUCAAGGUCACUGUGGCAAACCUGGACUUGAGGAAGUGCCAUGGGCUCAUAAUGUCCCUGCAGAGCAGAGCGAGUCCAAGCCCUCAGGCCUCAUGCUGUCCCCUGGAUCUAGGGAGUGGCAGCACUGGCUAAGAGCAGUGGCUGCUGCAACAUCCGAGUCUGGGUGCCCCCAUGACUAAUAAUCCCUUGGCAGGCUCUUGUUACCCAAACACAAGGACAUGCAGACUGCUCCCAAGGGAGCUGGCAGGGACGUGGCUGAUAGUGUUCAUGAUUCUUGGCUCGCGUGUGCUGGAAAAGCCCUGGGGGGCUGAGGGGAGAUGAGACAAGUGCACAAGGAGCCAUUAUGUAGGGUGCUUAUUGCUCUGCUGAUGCACCAUAUGGCUACGGCAGACGGUCCUAGCCUAGCACCCUGUCAUCACUCUGAGGGAUAAAGGAAAGCCCAGCUUCAGCUGCAGUUAGCGGGGGCUGAGUUUGAGACCGGGGCGGGUGACAUUGAGUUGUCUUUGUCUGCUUCUGAUCCCGACUUAAAGAGCUUGGGCUGGGAGCUUUAAUUUGCGUUCCUCAGCGUUGCUUCUUCAAAGCAGCUGUGGAGACAGACGGGGCAGCACCUAGGAGUGAGCCCAGCAGAACCAGAGGCUGCUGUGCUAGCUGUCAGCACCCGGAGGAGUGCAGGUGAGAGGCAGAUCUGACGUCUGCCCAUUCAUUCCUGUCCCCAGCUAAGGCCCCUGGAUGUGAAAGGAUUCCUGCCCUUCGCACCCUCCCCCAUGUUCCCUGUACAGCCUGAAAGACCAAGGUCACAGCACUGCCCAGAACCUGACAGCUCUAGGGAGGUGAAGUGCUAUCAGGCUGGUGUUCUUGUGGGGGAGAAUAUAAGGGCUACAGCCAUGCACACUCCCCGCAGCUCCUCUCCAGACCCUAGGGCUUGGAGAAUACUCCACAGCCUUGGGGCCAGUGCAAGUGCCGCCACGUACUGAAUUCACAGGUCUGUCCCUGGCCAGGCAGGUGGUUCUUGUGUGCCCUAUGUGACUGGUUCUCAGAAAAAUGAGCAAUUAUCUUGGCACAGGGCAUUCACUGAACUCGCUGUUGUGUGGCUGACAACCAAGUAUGAGGUGUUUGAGAACCGGGAGGUGCAAAGCCAUCCGAAUUCUGUCUUGCUGCAGAUUCCUUGCUGACUAGCUUGGCUAGCCUCUGCUUACAGCCUCCACCCAGUUUUCCGUUCAUGGAGUCUGCGGUGAAAUCGGCUUUCGGGGUCCCAGUGAAACAGCUUUUCUCCUGCAUCUCUGCUGACCGCAAGGACAAGGAUUUCCAGACCCGGGGAGGCUUCACAAAGGGCCCAGGAGAACACCGCAACCCGAAGGCCCAGGAGGAGAAAAGCGAGCGGGACGCCUUCUACGCUCAGAAGAAAGCCGAGCGUGCGGCCAUGAGGACCCAGCUCCGGGAGAAAUACCAGCUGCCCGAGAACAAGGCAGACACGCGGCAGCUGCGGGCGGCUGGCGCCAAGAUGCCAGCGGGCCAGGCCCUCGUAGCAGCAGUGCGGCCCUUCGCCGGGCUGGCGGCCCUGGCCCUCGGCUCGCCCCAACGGUCCGGGUCACGCGGGGAGGGGGUGGGAUGA
Messenger RNA from Alligator sinensis (Chinese alligator), 2228 nucleotides. RefSeq names its product complexin-3-like. Gene Ontology annotation, molecular function: syntaxin binding. NCBI's taxonomy places the organism in Eukaryota, Metazoa, Chordata, Crocodylia, Alligatoridae. The transcript is spliced from 4 exons. The record is from RefSeq and is a predicted model, not a curated record. The coding region runs from base 1836 to 2228 and encodes 130 amino acids. Gene Ontology annotation, cellular component: terminal bouton; SNARE complex. Gene Ontology annotation, biological process: neurotransmitter transport; synaptic vesicle exocytosis; regulation of neurotransmitter secretion.